Messenger RNA from Pestalotiopsis fici W106-1, 2487 nucleotides. RefSeq lists its product as uncharacterized. The transcript is spliced from 7 exons. Bases 1 to 2487 code for a protein of 828 amino acids. The record is from RefSeq and is a predicted model, not a curated record. NCBI's taxonomy places the organism in Eukaryota, Fungi, Ascomycota, Sordariomycetes, Amphisphaeriales, Sporocadaceae. Gene Ontology annotation, biological process: transmembrane transport. Gene Ontology annotation, cellular component: membrane. Gene Ontology annotation, molecular function: ATP hydrolysis activity; ATP binding; ABC-type transporter activity.
AUGAGUGGCGUCCAAGUCGGGCUGGAGGUCGCCUUCUACCUCUACCCCUGCGGUCUUUUCGUGACUUUGGCUCUGUCGCAGCUCGCACGCCAUCAGCGCUACAAUGCCCGAAGCUCCCCGGACGUGGAUGAGAAACGCGCCGAGCAGGUGAAUCGAGUACACAACAGAAUCAUUCGCGUUGCGCAGGCAUUACUGUUGCCGCUAUUGCUAGUCAGCGUAGUGCUUGUCACUGCCCAGGCAAUUGCCGAGGAGCAGGCUUACCCACCAGUCAACUUUCCGUACACUGCCUACAUUGCUUCCUAUCUUGGUGUACUGCUCUACUUUCUUGGUGGCCUGUUGCCAGAUCCAGAUGGCCCUUGGACGCCAACCGUUGCUCAUGCCAUCGCUUGGGCGGCUGGCAUUAUCCUCGAGGCCGUCAUUGCUGCUGUUCUGUUCUCACAGCAAGAACGGAUUCAUGUCAGCUCGAGGCUUCUGGAUAACCUCUUUUCAUUGAGUCUUGCGCGACUUGUGCUGCUGCUGUUCAUGGUUGCUGUAUUGGCUCGACGCCAAUGGGCAUUGAAGAAACCGAAGCAUGCCGGCUCGUCAUCUGAGCACGAAUCGCUUCUCGAGAAUGGAGAGCCUGCCAAUGGCUACGGCAGCACACCUGCAAACGGAGCCAAAGCCCCGCCAAAGAAACCUGAUGCACAGAAGAGUGGAUGGCUCGAUUACAUCUCCGGCUUCCGUGUUCUGUUCCCCUACCUCUGGCCCAAGGACUCGCGUCUGCACCAAGCCGUUGUGGUUCUAUGUAUCAUCUUGCUGAUCGCUCAGCGCGUUAUAAACCUCUUGGUCCCCCGUCAGAUGGGAGUCCUCGUCUCAGAGCUUGGAUAUGGUCGCAUGCCUUACAAGGACAUUGCACUGUACGUGAUUUUCCGCGGUUUGCAGGGUGGUCAAGGUGCCAUUGGUGCUGCACGUGCUGUCUUAUGGAUACCAGUUUCUCAGAAUCUAUACCGUCGACUUGCCUGUGCCGCCUUUGAGCAUGUUCUUGGAUUGUCCAUGGACUUUCAUCUGAGCAAGAAAAUUGGUGAGGUGACCAGCGCGCUCAGCCGUGGCAGUGCGAUGAAUACCUUUUUGGAGAGCUUCCUUUUCCAAGUCUUUCCAAUGAUCUUCGAUAUUCUCAUUGCGGCCGUGUACUUUUUCUUCAAGUACAAUGCAUUCUACACUCUGAUCGUUCUCACCAUCAUGUGGUCAUAUGUCUUUUUGACUAUUUACAUGGCCAAAUUCCGCGCCAGGCAGAGGAGAGACAUGACUACCAAGAGUCGAGAAAUGGAUGCUGCAAGAACUGAUGCCAUCAUGGCUUAUGAAACGGUACAGCACAAUUGCGCCGUCAAGUCAGAAACGGGGCGUUUCAAGGAACAAGUAACGAUAUACCAAAGGGCUGAGCGAAUUGUGUACUACUCGCUCAAUGCCCUGAACCUGACUCAGAGCUCUAUUUUCACGCUUGGCACGGCCCUCAUUGUUGUUCUUUCGGCCUACAAGAUUUCUACUGGACAGGAGACUGUGCCGGGCUUCGUUGAGCUGAUGGCAUACUUUGCACAAUUGCAGGCUCCACUGAACUUUUUCGGCACUUACUAUACCAUGUUGCAGAAUACGCUAAUAGAGUCUGAGCGGAUGCUCGAUCUGUUCAAGGAGACGUCUGGCAUCGUCGAAAAGCCAGAUGCGGUAGCUCUCAAAGACCCGAAAGGCGAAGUCAAGUUUAAUGAUGUUCGCUUCUCUUACCAGGGCAAGGAGCCAGCCAUUGAUGGGGUCAGUUUUACCGUGCAGCCCGGCACCAAGACCGCCAUUGUGGGCGAGUCUGGUUCUGGCAAGUCGACGUGCUUGAAACUUCUGUUCCGAUUCUAUGAUGUCGCUGGUGGAUCGGUUACAGUUGAUGGCCAUGACAUUCGGGAUCUCAAGCUUGAUAGCUUCCGAAAGUACAUCGGCGUCGUGCCUCAGGAUACGGUGCUAUUCAACGCUAGCAUCAUGUUCAACCUGCUCUACGCCAAUCCAUCAGCAUCUGAGGAGCAAGUCUUCAAUGCUGCACGAGCAGCCAAUAUCCACGAUCGUAUUCUGGCAUUCCCCGAUGGAUACGAAACCAAAGUGGGUGAAAGAGGCUUGAAGCUCUCUGGUGGUGAACGUCAAAGAAUUGCCAUCGCCAGGGCCAUUCUGAAGGAUGCCCCGAUUCUUCUGUUGGAUGAGGCCACUGCGUCCCUCGAUACUCAUACAGAACGCCAGAUCCAGGAUGCUUUGGAGAGAGUGACGUCCGGCCGAACCACCAUCACAAUAGCGCAUCGCCUCUCGACCAUCACCAACUCGGAUCAGAUCGUAGUGCUCUCUAAAGGCAAAGUCGUGGAGCGGGGUACCCACUCGGAGCUCUUGAAGAAGCAGGGUGCUUACUUUGCCAUGUGGGAAAAACAAACGACUGCGGAACAGAAAGCCAAGAAGGAGGCUGAAGCUGAAGAAAAGGAGUGA